This is a messenger RNA of Benincasa hispida (wax gourd), 687 nucleotides long. Lineage: Eukaryota; Viridiplantae; Streptophyta; Magnoliopsida; Cucurbitales; Cucurbitaceae. The record is from RefSeq and is a predicted model, not a curated record.
AUGGAAAUAAUCGACCGAAAGGGAACAGAGAACCAGAUCACUAACCAUUUAUCAAGAUUAGAGAAUCCAAAAGUGGAUCACAUCCAGUCGGAGGUGAACGCCUCAUUUCCUGAUGAGAAGUUGCUUAAGAUUGAAGAACUACCCUGGUAUGUAGAUAUUGUCAACUUCUUGGUCUGCAAACAAUUCCCUGAAAACUACACAUCCCAUCAAAAGAAAAGGCUCAUUCAUGAAUGCAAAUUUUACUACUGGGAUGAUCCGAAUCUCUACAAAAGGGGACCAGACCAGAUACUGAGACUCUAUGUUCCAAAAACUGCUUUCCAUCGCAUAUUGUUUCAGUGUCAUGAAUCACCCUAUGGAGGGCAUUUUGGUGGACAGCGCACAAUAGAAAAAGUUUUGCAAUCUAUUUCAUAUGUUGCAAACGAUGUGGCUACGGUCUCUAAGUUCUUGCAGAAAAACAACUUCACUCGUUUUGGCACCCCACAUGUCAUAAUAAGUGAUGAAGGGACCGACUUUGUGAAUCGCAUUGUUAGUAAACUAUUGAUCAAAUAUAAUGUCCACCAUAAGAUUGCCACUGCAUAUCACCCCCAAACAAAUGGACAAGCAAAAGGUUUUCAACAGAGAAAUCAAGUCAAUCUUAGAGAAGACGGUGAACCUAUCGCAGAAGGAUUGGACCAUGAAACUGGAUGA